Messenger RNA from Linderina pennispora, 2870 nucleotides. RefSeq lists its product as uncharacterized. Gene Ontology annotation, cellular component: replication fork protection complex. The transcript has a single exon. The record is from RefSeq and is a predicted model, not a curated record. Lineage: Eukaryota; Fungi; Kickxellomycota; Kickxellomycetes; Kickxellales; Kickxellaceae. Gene Ontology annotation, molecular function: DNA binding. Gene Ontology annotation, biological process: DNA replication checkpoint signaling; replication fork arrest; DNA repair. The coding region runs from base 42 to 2720 and encodes 892 amino acids.
UCUUUUUAUUUCGCCACCCUUUCUACUUUGCUACACCAACAAUGCUUGAGCAGGACGUUAUUGACGACGUGGCCAUGGACGAAGAGCACGAGGAGGGAGAGGAUGGCCCUGCAUUCACUGAAGAGGAGCUGAGCGAGGAGCUGCAGCGGUACCGCAACGUUGUGCUGUCGGCCUGUUCGUCACUUGGCAACCUACAGCCAGUAGCUCCUAAAGCUGCGGCUAACAAAGAUGACCCGGCCACACAAGCGACCGAGAAACCAUUGGAGGGCGGCCAGGAGCCCAAGGAAAAAGCAGGGCAGGAGCAAAUCAAGAUGGAAUACGUGCCCAGCAGCGACUGUCUCGCAUCUCUGAAGGAUAUAAAGCGCUACAUCCAGAUGGACGAGCGGGGUGAUGGCAAACUGGUCUUGCAAUGGCUUGGUGAGUGGGGUAUUCUCAAAUCCGACAUUAUCCCUAUUUUCACAUUGAGUGUCAAGAAGCUGAUGAGUGACUCGGCAAACCAGGCAGGCCAGGAGCGGCUAUCUGAGCCAGACCGUGAUUAUCUGCUCAAGACCAUCAUGAUGUGCGUUGAGCUUUUUGUGUUUCUGACAUGGAGCAUGGAGUCAGAGCCUGAGGAAGUAUAUACGCGGUUUAUCCGAAUUCUGCGCUCAUACAAGGCCAUGUUUGCUGACAGCAAAGUCAUUUCGAGCAUGAUGGCGGUUGUUGUCAUGUACCUGCGCAAGAACCACUACACAAGCCGCGAGAGCAUGCUAAUCAAGGGCAUUCUGUAUGUAUUCCGCAAUAUCCUGGCCAUUCCCGACCCGCUGAUCUCGCCGACAUCCAAGGGUCUGACUAAGAUCGAGGUACAGGACCGACUGAUUGCUGUCCUGGAGAAGGAGAUGGCGGUCGACUUCUUCUUGACGCUGAUGUCGUCAGCCGACCAGCCGCGGUUUAAAGAACUCCGGGCAACCCUGUUGGAUAUUAUAUAUUACCUGUUCUACCGUGUCCCGCCGUCGGCCCUGUUCGACAGGCCGCAGACAUGGUUCAAGGGGACCAACCCAAACGCGCGGAUCGGUCGGCACAACAACUUUGGUGGUGUCUACGCGGUGUCCACUGGUGAUGGCAUUGUCAUGCCUGUUUUCAGUGCCAAAGAGGCCCUACAGCCGUUCGCCAAUUUGUUCAGGAAGGCAGCACACGUGCAGAAGCCAAAGGCGACAGAGCACACAACUGUCGACAAGCAGUGGCGGCCAAUCGACCUUGAAUGUGUGGCGACACUGCGCAGGAUCGCGGCUAUGUUCAUCGAGAGCUGCUUCAACCCGUUCGUCAGCGCCUUGUUUGAGGAUGUCAAAGCCAACAUGACAGCGAUGAAGGAGCAGAUGCCGCGGCUCCUCUACAUUUCGGCUUAUUUUGUCGACAUCUCGCUGGCCAACGACAACAUCGACCUGGGCAGCAUCUGUGCCUUGGUCCAGUCGCACAUAUUUGGACUCAUAAUGCGCUGCACCAACGACUUUUUGGACCUGCGGCAGUGGGCGGCGCUGGACCCGGCAAUGUACUGCAUCCAGCAGAUUUUAACGUCGCUGACCAAGAUGCGCGGCUCGAAGCUGGACGCGCUCAGCGACAACGUGCUGGGAAAUUUGUUUUACGAUGGCGAUGCCCUGGAUUUGUUUGUCAAGAUGUGCCGCGUCUUCAAGCCAACCAAGAACACGCGCGAGUUCUUGCUGCAGGUUGCGCAGACUGUCGAGGCAUUCUUGUCGACACUGCGUGCCUACGCAGAAUCCAAAUCGAGCAUGUUUGUGCGCAAGAGAGUGAAGAAGAGAAAGCACAGCACCAAGGUACAAGCAGACGAAGACGAUGGCAACGCAUCGGACGAGCUGGAGACCAAUGCGCCACCACCAGCAGAACCUGCAGAGCCAACAACCAGAGAGUCCGAGGCAGGCAACGGAGACGAAGAGCAAGACGUUGAUAACAGUGAUGGGGACGACAAUAGGCCAGAGUAUGCCGAGGUUGAACGAGUAUUUGAUAUGGGCAAAUACGAGCGCGCAUUUGCCACGGCCGAGGUCGUCAAGGCUUACAGCUUCCUGCUCACGCCGCCGCUGGGCACCGAGUAUGUGCUUCCCAUGUUCUUCCGCAUUGCUGUUACACACAAGCGUCCGCAGCUGUUCUUCAAGCGCGCCGUCAUGCUGCGACUCUUGGUUCUGUUUGACGACAAGUACACGUAUCCGAGACGUGGUGAGCUGAUUGACUUGGCAGCGUGGAUCUUCCGCCAGUACAGCAUGGUGCUGAGCAGCCCGGCGCUGACACACCAGUUCAAGGCAGAGGACAUCAACAAUAAGCUAGCCAUGGAGUGCAUGCUUGCUUUCUUGAAGACGUCAAAGGCAGGCACGGCGGUCGAGCCCGUCAUUACACGCCAUCUGAUUACACUGCAUGCAUCAAACGAGAGUGACCAGGAACAAGAUGGAGCAGAGGCCAGUGCCGGAGAGGAUACCAGACCUAGCAGCAGCAACGAGGAGGCACCCAUGGCGAACCAGGCUAAAGCAACCACUAGUGAAUGUACUAGCCAGGCCGCCAUUAGUAACAGCAACAGCAACAGCAACAGCAACAGAAACAUUAUGGACGAGUACCCGAGCGACGAGGAGCUGGGCUGGAGUCGUGACGCAUACCCGAUAGGCAGCACAGUGAACCAGGACCCGCAAAUCGACGAGGACGAGGACCAGCUGGGUGCAGAGAUGUUUAUGGAUUUUUAAUGUGAUGCUGGAAGCGAGCUGUAUUUGCAAACCAAGGAAAAUAGAUGCAUGUGCACUUUAGCUAGCGUACUUGCCCAGGUUCUCGUUGACCCAGUUAGCAGUCAGGUCCUCCUUGUUGCGCAGCAAAUACACCUUGCCAAGCUGUGCCUC